Amblyraja radiata (thorny skate) is the source of this 4238-nucleotide messenger RNA. RefSeq names its product NFS1 cysteine desulfurase (gene nfs1). Gene Ontology annotation, biological process: [2Fe-2S] cluster assembly. Bases 149 to 1495 code for a protein of 448 amino acids. The record is from RefSeq and is a predicted model, not a curated record. NCBI's taxonomy places the organism in Eukaryota, Metazoa, Chordata, Chondrichthyes, Rajiformes, Rajidae. Gene Ontology annotation, molecular function: cysteine desulfurase activity; pyridoxal phosphate binding. The transcript has 13 exons. Gene Ontology annotation, cellular component: mitochondrion; cytosol; nucleus.
UCCGUUGUCAGGGUGAAGGGUCAAGCCUGGUUUCCGGUCGGUGGGUGUCUCUGUCCCUCCACACCAAAGAUCCCGGAUACUAGAGCCUUCUAUCAUCUUUGCUCCACACGGCCUUGCGGCUCAGGCAGUUGGCGCACAGCAGCUACAGAUGUGGUUCCACCGUUCCAUCCGGCUGCUCCCCGCCGCCCGCGGGGCCUGGUGUCGGUGGCUCAGCCUGUCGCAGGCCCGAGGGGCGGCUGCUGAGCGAGGUGGGGAUGGCAAGGCUUCAAUAAAUCAAGAAAAUGAACUCCGACCUCUAUACUUCGAUUUCCAAGCAACAACACCACUGGAUCCGCGAGUGUUGGAUGCAAUGCUCCCUUAUCUGGUCAACUAUUAUGGUAACCCUCAUUCAAGAACACAUGCAUAUGGCUGGGAGAGUGAGGCAGCCAUGGAGAAAGCGAGAAAGCAAACAGCUGCUGUGAUUGGAGCUGACGAGAGAGAAAUUAUCUUCACCAGUGGUGCGACAGAAUCGAACAAUAUCGCCAUCAAGGGUGUUGCAAGGUUUUACAAAGCCAAAAAGAAGCACGUCAUCACGACACAGACAGAGCACAAAUGUGUACUGGAUUCUUGCCGCAUGCUUGAGACUGAGGGCUUUGAAGUUACCUAUCUACCGGUGAAAACAAAUGGCCUUAUUGAUUUGGAGGAAUUGGAGAAAGCAAUUAGACCGGAUACGAGUGUGGUGUCAAUAAUGACUGUGAACAAUGAAAUUGGGGUAAAGCAACCAAUUGACGAUAUAGGUCACAUUUGUAAAACUAAGAAGGUAUUUUUUCAUACGGAUGCCGCACAAGCUGUUGGGAAAAUUCCCCUUGAUGUGAACAAAAUGAAAAUCGAUCUGCUGUCGAUCAGCGGUCACAAAAUCUAUGGACCGAAAGGAAUUGGUGCGUUGUACGUCCGGCGGCGGCCCCGGGUGCGGAUUGAAGCCUUGCAGAGCGGCGGGGGGCAGGAGCGGGGCCUGCGGUCGGGUACAGUUCCAACUCCGCUGGUCGUCGGGCUUGGGGCGGCCUGUGAGAUAGGAAUGCAGGAGAUGGAGCUUGAUCACAAGCACGUGUCAAAGUUGGCCAAGCGUUUGGUGUCAAAGAUAAUGGAUGCGAUCCCUGAUGUGAUUCUCAAUGGAGAUCCUGUGCAGCGGUAUGCAGGCUGCAUUAACCUCUCAUUUGCCUAUGUGGAAGGAGAGAGUCUUCUGAUGGCUUUGAAGGAUGUAGCCCUCUCAUCUGGAAGUGCGUGUACGUCAGCCUCUCUGGAGCCUUCCUAUGUCUUGCGAGCGAUUGGAGCUGAUGAAGAUUUGGCACAUUCUUCAAUCAGGUUUGGCAUUGGGCGUUUCACCACUGAGCAGGAGGUGGACCACAUAGCAGAGCGGUGCAUCCAGCAAGUGCGGAGGUUGAGGGAGAUGAGCCCACUCUGGGAAAUGGUUCAAGAAGGCAUGGACUUGAAGAACAUUAAAUGGUCACAACAUUAGAAUAUUCCAGAAGAAACUGGCCACUGGGAAGGACAGUUGUCGUGGUCAGCGACUGUAAGAUGGGACUCAGCUUUCGUCAUUUGCAGAAUGGGUAGAUUAAAGCAAAUGAAUCGGUAUGCCUCAUGAGUCAGUGCUUUACAGUAAAUGUGGUGAAUCCUAGCACCUUAUCUUGCUAUAUUGGUAAACUCAAACCUUAAUCUAUCAGCAACUCUGGCUAAUGAAAAAAAAUCUAAUCAGAAAUGAUUCAUGUUUGAAGCAAUCUCCCUCGUGGUUAUUGAAUGAAAUAUUGCUUCUUGCUUAUCACUGGUACCUUUACAUGGUGGCUGUCAGCUAGCCCUGAAGAGGGACGAUGCAAUCAGUCUAUUUAAUAUAGCAAGUUUGAUAUCAAUCAGGUGAUCUAGGAUAAAAGAAAACAAAGAUGCUGUCAUCUUGUGAUCGAGAUAACUUGCUUGGGGAACGGUCUUGUCCUGUAGAUCGGUCUCAUUUUUAUCUUCAUCCACUGGACGGGGAAAUUAGACAGUACCACUGUGCAGCACACUUGUUUGCUUUCUCUCACGGUCUCUGCGAGACCCUCUCGUGCACUUUCGGAUGGAUUCUUGUCCUUUCAAUUAAAGGUGACAAAAAAAAAGACAAACUUCCAGCUUUCUCCUCCCCACCCUCCCCAGCACAUUCAGCGAGGAACGGUCCCGACCCGAAACGUCACCUAUUCAGGUUUCAGUUUGAAGACCUGUCCUUCAGAACAGGAAAGAUGAGUAAAGGAGCUUGAGAAAUUGAAAACGCAAGGAACUGCAGAUGCUGGCUUAAAAAAAAAAAAAAGACACAACCGCUAGAAUAAUUCAGCGUUCAGUCAGCUCCUCUGGAGGACAUGAAUAGGCGAAGUAUCCGGUCGGGAAAAGACACAAAGUGCUGGAGUAACUCAGCGGGUCGGGCAGCAUCUCUAGAACUAGGUGACGUUUCGGGUCGGGACCCGUCUUCAGAUCGAUUGCAAGACAUGGUACAUUUGGUCUCGGUACAUUGCCCCUAGUGUGCAGGAAGUGGAUGUAACAGAACUAGUAAGAACGGGUAAUCAAUGGCGUGGUUGAAAGGCCUGUUUCCAUUCUGUUUCUCUAAACUAAACUAUAGUCCUUAUGUCUCUGCUUUAGACACUGUUUAUUGUCUAAGACAAACUUUAGGGAUUCUGUGCUACGAAGCUGCCGGGCUUUAACAGCAGAUGAAAUGGGAUCUGUUCUCGUGACUGCCUCUUAAACAACAUGCCCAAGUAUAGAAUGCAUGAGUGAUGUUUAUUUCGCUACGCCAUUAAAUGGGUGAACUCUGAUCUGUACUUUCACAAUGAUUAACAAGGGUAACCCUCUGGCCCACUUGGAACGAUGAAGGACAAACAUUACCUCUACAUUUAUGUAAUUAAUUUCCUUUUUAAAUUGUUCAAUUUUGAACGUGACACAAGGAACUGCAGAUGCCGGAUUGUGUGUAGAACACAAUGUGCUGGAGUUUCUCAGCUGGUCAGGCAGCAUCUCUGGAGGACAAGAGUAGGUGACGCUUCAAGUCCGAUCCAAAACGUCGCCUAUCCAUGUCCUUCAGAGAUACUGCCUGACCCGCUGAGUUACUCAAGCAGUUUGUGUUCUAUUUUGAAGGUGAGGAUUUCUACAUAAGGUUUGGAGAUGACCUUGUUUAAAUGGGUUAUUCUUAUUCAAAUCUGAUAGUGUGUGAAAGGUAGUAUGGUGUUUGGAGCCUCUUCCCACGAUAAUGAUGAUGAAAAGGGAAUCUUAACAUUGUGUGCACAAUACCAAUUAACCCAAACUGCCCAUAUUUGUCCAUUACUAAUUAUCUUUCCUAUUCAGUAGAACUAUUUCUAUUUUCGAUAUUAUGUCUUACACUGGAUGGGUUGAAAUUACUUCCUUGUAUGGCAGCUCACAAAACAAUACCAUCUCCUCGCUCAUUUUCCCUUCAAUCUAUCCUUGUCAUUCCAUGUGGCCAAGGAACCGACCAGGCCACUGGUCACGGUUCGAUCAGAAUUGACUGUUGGGAGACCUUGCCUUCACAUUUAGCACAGUAACUUCACUCUCAAAAGGACACAAAGUGCUGGAGUAACUCAGCAGGUCAGGCAGAUUCUUUGGAGAGCAUGGAUUGAAGAAGGGUCUCGACCCACAACGUUACCUAUCCAUGUUCUCCAUAGAUGCUGCCUGACCCACUGAGUUACUCCAGCACCUUGUGUCCUUUUAUGUAUUAACCUGUAUCUGCAGUUCCUUAUUUCUACAAUUUCCUAUUCUCUGGUUUUGUUCAUUUGCUUCCGACGUGGAACUGAAAUAUGUUCCCAUUAAAGCCAUUCAUAACAGCAGUGGAUGGCACUAUGAAAAUAAAUCAGCCAGGCCAUGUGUUUUGCCUCAGUACACGCAAUUGAAUUGAAAAUGUAGGCUGAAUCCUCUUGUUUAGCUGCCAAUACUGAGAUCUCGGUUCUCUUCAGCUCAUGUUUCAUCCGUGAUAAUCUCAACGGGACUUCAGACCAUCAAUGAAGGGGAGGGAAUGAGGAUGUAAUAAAUUAGGCCAAGCUUUUUCACAUCUUUAGGUGUCUACGAAUCACAUCGGUGAAACUAAACACGCACAAUUUAUGCUUUGUUUCGUAUCUAAAGCUGUUUUGGGGUUCCCAUGAUAUGUAUUGAUGUGUUCCUUUGUAUCUUUUAUGUUGGUAAAGUUUGUUAACAUAAAUGUACAAGACCCGUCAUAUUAAAGGAGUUAUAUAGCCUUG